Messenger RNA from Ceratotherium simum simum (southern white rhinoceros), 1986 nucleotides. The record is from RefSeq and is a predicted model, not a curated record. NCBI's taxonomy places the organism in Eukaryota, Metazoa, Chordata, Mammalia, Perissodactyla, Rhinocerotidae.
CAGCCUGCGCCUCCUCGCAGCUCCAUUUUCUCUUUCCCAGGUUUUGUGAGGGAGCACGGAGUAACCGCGGGCCUUCUUGCACCCGAGACAGCUGCGAUUUUAUUACAUUUUGGAAGCAAGGAUGCCUGGGAAAAGGCCCCUAAGUGCAGCGGUCAUCCCGAGUGCCAAAAGGGAACGGAAAGCAAUUACCCUCGACGUAAAAUUACAAGUGUUAAGACGAUUAGAAGCAGGUGAAAAGCUCAGCCAACUCGCAAAGGCCUUAGGCCUUGCCGUCUCUACAGUGGCAACAAUCAGAGAUAAAGAAAAAAUCAAAGCAAGUUCACAAAUAGCUACUCCCUUGAGAGCCACUCGACUGACUCGCCAUCGAAGCACAGUCAUGGAAACCAUGGAGCAAUUGUUGCGUGUGUGGCUCGAAGACCAGAGCCAGCGAAAUGUGCCCCUGAGUGUCACCAUCAUUCAGGAGAAAGCUAAGAGUUUGUUUGAUGACUUACAGCGUGAACAAGGUGUAAGCUCUGGAACAAAAACCUUCAGUGCAAGUAAAGGGUGGUUUGUGAGAUUCAAGGAGCGCCAUUGUUUGCCCCACUUCAAGAUGAACAACACAGCUCCUGGCCACAAGGCCGUGUAUCCAGAAGUGCUGAGAGGCAUCAUUGAAGAAGGUGAGUACACCCCCCAGCAAGUUUUUAACAUAGAUGAGACAGGGCUUUAUUGGAAGAGAAUGCCUGAAGGAACAUUUAUUUCCAUGGAAGAGAAAGCUGAGCCAGGGUUUAAGUCAUCCAAAGAUCGCUUGAUGCUGCUUCUUGGUGGCAAUGCAGCUGGGGACUUUUAAGUUGAAGCCUUUAUUGGUGUACCACUUGGAAAACCCCAGGGCUCUGAAGGGGUACUCCAAGCCCAAUUUGCCUGUGAUUUGGUGCUCCAACAAAAAGGCCUGGGCAACCAGGAGCAUCUUUCAUGAAUGGUUCACAUACUUUUUUUGCCCUGCUGUUGAAAAAUACUGUGCCCAAAAUAAUCUCACCAACAAAGCAUUGCUUAUCCUAGACAAUGCGCCAUGCCAUCCAGUAAAUUUGAGUGAUCUGGCUGAUAACGUAAGAGUGGAAUAUCUUCAUGACAAUACAGCUGACUUGAUCCAGCCCAUGAGUCAAGGGGUAGCCUCUGCCUUCAAAGCUCAUUACUUGAGAAGGACUUUUGAGCACAUCCUAGAAGCAACAGAUGGGGAGGAUACAGCUAUGAUCAGGGAGUUUUGGAGAAACUACAACAUCAUGGAUGCUGUGGACAGCAUUGCAGUACCUUGGGAGGAGCUCAGACCAGCAACAAUGAACAGUGUAUGGAAGAAGAUUUGGCCCGAGUGUGUUCAGUUCCAGAGUGUUUGCCAAACAGAUAACAUUGCACAGCUUCAACAAAAAAUUGUUAACCUUGCCAAGAACCUGGCUUUUGGAGAGGUUGUAGAAGCUGAUGUGGACCAGUUGCUGCGGUCCCAUGAGGAAGCUCUCUCAAAUGAGGAGCUGAUGCAGCUGGAACAGGAGCCAGCAGGAGAGGAGGAGAGUGAAGAUGCACCACCCUCCCUGCGUCAACUAACCACAGGAGCACUGUCAGCUGCCUUCUCACAUUUCGAGGCUGGCUUGCAGGUCCUUACCAGUAACAGCCCUAAUGCUGAGUGGAAAGUGAAAGUUUCAAGAGUAAUCAAUGAUGCAAUCAGCUGCUACAGGGAAUUGUAACAUGAGAAGAGGCAGCGCUCAAAGCAACUAUCUUAGGUCGUUUUUAAGUGUUGUAACCAAAAGUCAAAGUAAAGCCAGAAGCAACAAGAUGACCUCAGCGAUGAGGCCCAGCCAGACCUCUCUGCUUCCAGAUCCUUAACUUCCCAGGAAGCCCUGUUUCUGGUAUUUGCGUUUUGACACUUGAGAGUAUCAAAUUUUGGCAUUAAAAUUUUAUUUAAAUAUGUGCUUUAAAAAGAUUGCAUGCAAGAAUACCCAGAAAAACAUUUCUUUAAGA